Messenger RNA from Penicillium pulvis, 1758 nucleotides. RefSeq names its product putative bZIP transcription factor AP-1/Yap1 (gene yap1). The transcript is spliced from 3 exons. Gene Ontology annotation, cellular component: RNA polymerase II transcription regulator complex. Bases 1 to 1758 code for a protein of 585 amino acids. NCBI's taxonomy places the organism in Eukaryota, Fungi, Ascomycota, Eurotiomycetes, Eurotiales, Aspergillaceae. The record is from RefSeq and is a predicted model, not a curated record. Gene Ontology annotation, molecular function: DNA-binding transcription activator activity, RNA polymerase II-specific; transcription cis-regulatory region binding.
AUGGGCGAUUUCGACCGCAUGUACCCCCAGGGGCUCUACAACCUCUCCAAAGAUCAGCAAGAUCUUCUUAUGGCCGCACUCUCAUCCAACACGCCAGCCAACAAGCAACUUGACCACACCCCGCACCAAAAGCCUGAGCACAGCCCCGAUCAGGCCUCUUCGAAUGGCAUUAGUGGCCCUCCCUCUGGAAAUUUCGAAGACCCCUCCCAUUUCAAUGCCUUUGGCUUCGGGGACGAUGAGAGUCCAUUUCUCGAUUUCCACCCCGAGGUGGAUUUUGAAUUCCCAGGCUCAGCCCACUUGAUCGGCGAUCUGCCGGGAGAUACUCCGUCCCAUGACUACGAAUCGGGUGAGAAGCGGAAGUCAAUGGAUGGCAAGUCAGAAGUGGACGCCGAGGAAAAUGGGAAGAAGCGCCGUGAGAGCGAGGCGAAGAAGCCAGGUCGGAAGCCACUAACCUCUGAACCCACUACUAAACGCAAAGCUCAAAACCGGGCUGCCCAGCGAGCGUUCCGCGAGCGCAAGGAAAAGCACUUGAAGGAUCUGGAGACCAAGAUGGAUGAUUUGCAAAAGGCUUCUGACACAGCUAAUCAGGAAAAUGGAGUUCUGCGUGCGCAAGUGGAAAGAUUGCAGACAGAGCUUCGCGAAUACCGCAAGCGACUCUCAUGGAUGACCAGCGGAAACGGUUUGUCUGCUAUGAGUGCUAUUCCUAGUGCACACUCACAGGGCGCGUACGGCCUGCAGAAUAACGAAUUCCUGUUUGAUUUCCCCAAAUUUGGUGAUCUGCCCGGCUCGCAUCUGUUUAACGGGCAGAACAAGAAUGACCAGUCUAAGCCUAAAGAAAGGCAGACUCGUGUCCCUGGUGUUUUGAGUCGGGAGAACCUGCAUGGUCUAAUUGGGGCUCCCAUUGCUUCGCCCAUCUCGAUGUCAAAUUCCAGCACCCCGACGGCGACUGGAAGUACUAAGGCAAAUACCUCCAAGGGAACCCCCAACAGUAUUUCCACCAAGACUCCCUAUACCAGCAUCAAGUCAUCGAUCACCACAGCUCAUGAAAAGUCGACAUCGGACUCUCCGUCGUCGUCAUCUGAUUCGCACCAGAGUCAGAUGUUGUCGUCCAGCGGAACCUCACCUGAGCCAAGUUUAAAUUCUCCGCCAGACACAAAGCACAACGAGUCCGGAUGUAGUGUUCAUGGCUCCUCCAUAAAUGGUGAGGAAUCUUUCUGCGCCAAACUUGGCAUGGCCUGCGGCAAUAUCAAUAACCCCAUCCCAGCUGUGCGGGACCAACAGAACAAACCCAACGGUGGCACGAACAACCACCCCGUCGAUGAGACGUUUGGGCUCGACUGGCUGGCUCAGCAGAAUGGCGGUCAGUUCGACCCAACGCUCUUUGGAGAUUGGCGGGAGCCGCAGGAUGCGGUGCUUUCCCAGGACUUUGGGACUUUCUUCGAUGAAGCCUUCCCACUGCCAGACCUUGGUAGUCCAUCGCAUAAUUUGACCGAGGUGGCCAUCCAGCCACCCAAGAAGGAUCUGAUUUCUCAGAUCGACCGUAGGCUUGAGGAAGAGGUGGUGCCCGGCGAGGAUAAAGCACAAAUGCUGUCAUGCACAAAGAUUUGGGAUCGUCUUCAGUCGAUGGAGAAGUUCCGCAAUGGCGAAAUCGAUGUCGACAACCUCUGUACUGAACUUCGGACUAAGGCUCGCUGUUCGGAGGGUGGUGUGGUCGUGAAUCAGAAAGAUGUUGACGACAUCAUGGGCCGCACCAAGUAG